AUGGCUCAAUAUCAAGAGGUCGACAACAUUGAGGAGAUAAUAUCUCGACCGUCAACCCCCAAUUCAAACCUUAGCCGCUCCGAGACAGCUCCUGAUGAGCUUGGUCAGUACAAUGCGAUCCGUCAGCCGGCCUCGAACCAGUCUCGGACGAGUGCCGAGUCCCUUGACCAGCCACACCCAGAGCCGGGGCCAGAGCGCCCACGACGUCGUUAUGCUUGGUGGCAGAGAAUUGGGAUAUUAGGCGCGCUCACAAUCGUGAUUGGAACACUGGUUCAUCUUGCAUCCUUAGCUGUGCUCAUUUUCCUUUGGCGAGGUGCUGAGGCAUCCUUGGACCGUAACGAGCCAAAGUUGUGGCAGACCAUCGUCUGGGAUGGAUGGGCGCCUGGAACCGUUACCAUCUGCUCUGCCGCCAUGCGUACCUCGAUAUCUCUUCAGCUCGGUCUUCUCGUGGCGGCUUUGGCGGCCAUCAUGCUAGAGACAUCUGGCGUGUCCUUCAAGGAUAUCCCGCUCUUGUCCACCGAGCGGGCAUCGAAAUCGACCCCUAUCGGUAUUCUUCCCGCAGUAUUCAGACAGACUACACAUGGUACCUCGGGACUGGUGCAUUCUUUUAUCGUCAGUAUCGCGGUCACCAUAAUGCUCGUUUCGACUUUUAUUUCCACCAUCCUACUCUCCGACUUCGAAACCCACGACAUCGCCGCUCCGGCAAUUACCAGCAACAAGACAAUAACAUUCGAACAUGACAUAGAGCUCGAGGACGUCAAUAGAGCUUCAUACUGGAGAUCCAAACCCGCCGCACAGUGGCGAUUCGCAGAAUCUCAGAUCGGCAAGUCCUCUCCUGGCGACACAGGGGAUACUUAUCGUGCCAUGCUGCCAUUCUUAAACGAAUCGUCGAGGACGACUUUGGAGUUUUACUCUGGGCCUGCGGUGGUCGCCAACACCCGUACUAUCUGCGCUCCAUUAUCCUUGCACUCCUUCAGCAUUGUCCCAGAACCACUAGCAACCGAGUCCCUGGUCAGUGGUAUUAGAAAAAUGUCUGGGGGUGGCACGCUCUUGCGUGUGGGUAAAGAGUUCGAUAUCAGCGCAUUUGAAUGCCAGCUGCCUACAGUUGAGGGCCACCAGACAAACUGGCCCAUCUCCCUCUGCUUUGGGGCUUCUCCUGAAGGACAAAAGUACCCCUCUGUUGCCUCAUCAGAUCCGAAAAGUGGCAUGCCUUAUGUCCUCCAUCCGAUAACCAUCCUCAACACGACCAGAAGGCUUGUGCUUGACGUAGAGGUAAAUGAUACUGACGACAGUGUCACUUACCUCGUACCCAAGCAUCUUCGAAAUUUGACGUCCAAGUCCAAAGGUCUUUGGACGACAGUGUAUGAUGCUGAAGGCCUGGAUGUAUUUUCAGCCUCUCUUUGUUAUUUCAACCUUGCUCGGCCGCUGGAAUACAACGUCACAAUGUACGGGCCAACGAUUCCAUUCGAACCUACUGGUACCGACGACAUAUGCCUCCAGUUCGGUUCAGGCGCGCUCUCUCGGGAAUUUGCAGACCGUGGCCUCCUCAGCCUCGACAUUGGGCCCCGUAUAAGAGACAUCAAAGACGAACUUGACAGGGCAGCCGUGGAUUCAAGUUUCGGUCGUGUCUGGACUGAGCUUCCUCUCGGGUCCAAGUCCGCUUGGAGCAUGAGGUAUGGCACAUUUUACGAGCCACAGUGGAAGGCUCAUCGAGCGCAUACUGCUGUUUUUCAGCGGAUUAUCCAAGAGAAGGGAGACCCAGCCAGAGCAAUCCAGGCACUACUCACUCGGCUAUACCAGAUGACAUACUAUGAUUGGCUGCCAGACUACAAUGCUGAGCAUCCAGUUACAACUGUGCACUCGGCACAAAGACUCAUCCCGAUGAGAUGGACUGGACUUGUUAUUGUUUUGAUUCUCGUUGGCUACCAUCUCAUCUUGGUGUUCGCUACAGUGGCGCUCUUCAUGGUAAAGACGAGGGGUUCUGCGCUUGGAAAUGCGUGGCAGGCGGUUGCGCAGAUAGCCCGCACGACAAACGCCCUGGAAUCAGCCGACAGGAUGCUGGACAAGGAGGUGGACAAGUGGACAAAGACAACAGGGCUGGAUAAGGAGGUGUAUUCUAUAUCAGAGUCUGCUGAUGGAAAUACGCUUGAAAUCCAACUUCGGAAACGGACAGUAGGUUGA
This is a messenger RNA of Fusarium keratoplasticum, 2181 nucleotides long. RefSeq lists its product as uncharacterized. The record is from RefSeq and is a predicted model, not a curated record. The transcript has a single exon. Lineage: Eukaryota; Fungi; Ascomycota; Sordariomycetes; Hypocreales; Nectriaceae. Bases 1 to 2181 code for a protein of 726 amino acids.